AUGGCAAAUUCUAUUAUACAUUAUUUUCCAAACUUUGAUAAAAAACCAGAUAUGCGUGAAUGUUUACUAUGUAGACGUAAUAAAAAAGUGAAAAUAGUACUUAAAAGCAUUAGUGGCACGACGAUUUUGAAAAAGAAUAAAAUUCUGAUAAAUGGAAAUGAAACAUUAUUUUCCGUGUUAAAUUUUCUUAAAAAAAUAUUUAACAGAUAUGAAUAUAUAUACCUUUACAUUAAUAAUACCGUAAGUCCAAAUCUUGAUGAUUUCAUAUCAGACCUUUUCGAUCUGUACCAAAUAUCAAACAGCUUAAAUAUCUCAUAUAGCUUCUCACCAGCAUACUAG
Molecule: messenger RNA, 339 nt
Organism: Plasmodium malariae
Lineage: Eukaryota; Apicomplexa; Aconoidasida; Haemosporida; Plasmodiidae
Gene: ATG12
Product: autophagy-related protein 12, putative
Exons: 4
Coding region: 1-339 (112 amino acids)
Biological process (GO): autophagosome assembly; C-terminal protein lipidation; nucleophagy
Cellular component (GO): phagophore assembly site membrane; cytoplasm; Atg12-Atg5-Atg16 complex
Source: RefSeq, a predicted model, not a curated record